Teleopsis dalmanni is the source of this 360-nucleotide messenger RNA. RefSeq lists its product as uncharacterized. Gene Ontology annotation, molecular function: nucleic acid binding. Bases 1 to 360 code for a protein of 119 amino acids. The transcript has 2 exons. The record is from RefSeq and is a predicted model, not a curated record. Lineage: Eukaryota; Metazoa; Arthropoda; Insecta; Diptera; Diopsidae.
AUGGCUUCAAAAGUGCUGCGUUUACUCACAGUCGAUCAAAAACAACAACGUGUUGAUGAUUCAGAGCAGUGUUUGGCCAUGUUUACACAUAAUAAAUCAGAUUUGCGUCGAUAUAUGACAAUGGAUGAAAUAUGGAUCCAUCACUUCACUCCGGAAUCAAAACGAUCAUUAUCUGAGUGGACCGCAGCCGGUGAACCACGUCCGAAGGCACAACAGUCAGCUGGGAAGGUUAUAGCUUCAGUAUUUUGUAAUGCACAAUUCAUUGACUAUCUCGAAAAGAGAAAAACGAUCAAUAACAACGACUACACAGCAUUACUGCAUCGUUUGGAAGCAAAAUUGCACCAUGUCACAAGUCAAUAA